Oncorhynchus keta (chum salmon) is the source of this 400-nucleotide messenger RNA. Its product is annotated as zinc metalloproteinase/disintegrin-like. NCBI's taxonomy places the organism in Eukaryota, Metazoa, Chordata, Actinopteri, Salmoniformes, Salmonidae. The transcript is spliced from 3 exons. The annotation marks the transcript as partial. The record is from RefSeq and is a predicted model, not a curated record.
CUUCUCUUAACUCUUGCUCUUUUUGUGUCUUAUUUCUAGUGGUCUGUUUGCCAGUCACUACACAGAAACACACUACCUGGAAGACGGCAGCGCGGUCACCGGCUCUCACAACCUCACGACGAACUGCUAUUACCACGGAAUGGUGCAGGGACACAUCUAUUCUGACGUCAGCCUCAGUACCUGCUCAGGUCUCAGUGGCUUCAUCUCACUAGAAAACAGAUCCUACGUGUUGGAGCCGUCAACUGAUCCCUCCAGUGGAUCCCACAGGAUCUACCGGUCAGAACAGCUCAACCUCACACCUGGCUCGUGUGGCCAUGGCUUCAACAUAUCACUGGUUCAUGGAGACACCCAGAACAGCCACAACCAAUCAGACAGCCCCUUCGGAGCCUUCAGCACCAGG